AUGGGCAUCCCCUACUCGAAACAGAUCAAUGCGGCCUUUGAUCAAGUAACGCCUCUCGUUGCAGCAGCGUACGAGGUGCUCGAGACGACCAAGAACAUUGCCAUCUUCAUCCCCGCCAUACAAAUCGGAAUCAUCACGCUGCUCUUCAUCAACCUGCUGGCUCUUCUCGCCCUGCUGUUCAUAUUGCACCCGGACUUGGAGGAUGUGCGCGACAAGCUCGUCACGCCUGCGCUUCGAUGGACGGCAGAUUGGAUCGUGUAUCCAUUGGAGAAGAGGUAUAUCAUAAUUGGUGUAUCACUUGGACUCUCGGCGGUGGUAUUAGCGGCAGGCGCCUUGUACGUCUUCUGGGUGUGGACAGCGGUGUCGAGAGUGGAAGACUGA
This is a messenger RNA of Neohortaea acidophila, 381 nucleotides long. RefSeq lists its product as uncharacterized. The transcript is spliced from 2 exons. NCBI's taxonomy places the organism in Eukaryota, Fungi, Ascomycota, Dothideomycetes, Mycosphaerellales, Teratosphaeriaceae. The record is from RefSeq and is a predicted model, not a curated record. The coding region runs from base 1 to 381 and encodes 126 amino acids.